Molecule: messenger RNA, 2097 nt
Organism: Stereum hirsutum FP-91666 SS1
Lineage: Eukaryota; Fungi; Basidiomycota; Agaricomycetes; Russulales; Stereaceae
Exons: 7
Coding region: 1-2097 (698 amino acids)
Biological process (GO): proteolysis
Molecular function (GO): cysteine-type endopeptidase activity
Source: RefSeq, a predicted model, not a curated record
AUGGCCGAGACCGUCCGUAAGAUUUUGAACUGUUUUUCCGGCGAUCCUUUAGAUAAUGCAAGGGAAUCGAAGGAGGUAGUUCCUACACGCAGUCGGCCAUCACGCAUAUAUGCUCUCGUCAUCGGUAUCAACCAUUAUAUACAUGCAUCGCCACCCAGUUUAUGCAACCUCCGUGGUGCAGUCAGGGACGCCGACAGUAUGGAAACAUAUCUAAAGAAAUAUAUGUCUGUCCCAGAAUCGAGGAUUCGCAAUCUUCGCAACUGGCAGGCGACUCGCUCGGCCAUAAUCGGAAACAUACGUUAUCUUUCCACAUGCAAGGCUAUCCGCAGAGGCGACCCGAUUCUAAUCUUCUUCGCCGGGCACGGUGCCGUUGCAUCAUCUCCCCCAGGAUGGACCAGCGAGAACGGCAAGGUCCAGAUGCUCCUUCCCUGCGACUUUAUCCCUCGCACGACGGAUUCAUUGACUGGCCAAGGGAUCCCAGACAUCACAAUUUCCAGGCUUCUAGACGAGCUUUCCGAGGCGAAGGGAGACAAUAUUACCGUCAUCUUUGACUGCUGCCACUCCGCUUCGGCUACACGAGGGUUCCAGGAUCCCUCGAUUGGAAUACGGGGCAUCGACUUGACCAACAUUGAAAGGGAACAAUAUAUCGUACUUCCUGCACUGGACAAAGACAUCCUGAACGCUGCAAAGGACGGCUCCCGUGCCGAGGCUAAAGCUAUUGGAUUCGAGAAUUCCGGGACGACGUCAUAUGUCCUUCUGGCAGCCUGCAAAGCAGAGCAAAAAUCCCACGAGUCCGCCACCUGCGGUGGAUUUUUCACGGACGCAUUACUUCGAGUUCUGAGAGCAAAUAGUCCCGAGAAGAUCACUUAUAUCGACCUUAUAGAAGGUCUCCCGCAUAUUCCAUACGGGCAAAGUCCGCAAUGCAUUGGGGAGCACUCGGACCGAGUGCUUUUCAACGCAAAGGCACCCUCUCCUCGACGUAUUCUGUAUCGUGUAAGCAAGACCGCUCAAGGAACAUAUCAGCUGAGCGCAGGAGAGGCUUCCGGAAUAACCAUUGGAGCCAAGUUCAAUCUCUACGCGACUAGAGAAAUAGACUCUCCGCCUCUCGCAGUCCUCAUCGUCGCAUCUACCACGGCUUUCACUGCAAAGCUUGAACCCGAAUCAAUCUCCUCAAGCCCAGAGUUCUCUAUACAGGCAUAUGCGCUACAGAUAUUGAUAGGAGAGCCUCCAGAUCUACGAAUAUCCAUUGAGGGUGCCAUCAGAGGCAAUGCUAGCCUUAACGGAGUAUAUGACAGGGUUAUUGAGGAGAUGGACAAGUCACGAGCUAUGGGAAAGAGGGGGAUCCUUCCUGUCAAGAUCGACGAGUCUCCGGACAUCUCACUCGCAGUGGAAGGAGAAAGAGUCGUGUUCAGAAUUUCUGAUGCAGCUUGUGUCGCUCACUCAAUCACUCGCAUGUACGGAACUGUCCCUUGCGACUCCGACGCCGUAUUCCCCAUCAUUGCUAGCGCCGCGGAUUUCUUCUCCCGUCUUCGUCGAACCUCGAAGACUACGGUGCUCAGGAACCACGUCGAGUUCGUGUGCACAGAAGUGGUUUCAGGAGCAGGAUCAGAGCUCAACUCUGUUGGCUCCGACCUGAUUAUAGACGGUACUUUGAACAUCCUUGUCGAUGACCAAAAGGGAUACGGAUACGAGAUCAGGAACAAAGGUGAUAUACCGCUAUAUGCUGCGGUAUUUUUCUUCGACGUCAGCGAUCUAAGUAUCGCCGAGUACUACAUUCCAAACAAGGCAAAAGACAAUGAAAAUGUGGAGUUCUCUAUCCCACCAAACAGCGUGCUUCCUAUUGGCUACGGGUCAAGCAGCAGGCGGCCUCGCGAAUAUUUUUUGCGAGAGGGUCAAAACAUCGACAUCGGCUUCAUCAAGGUUUUCCUCUCUACAGACUAUGUCGACCUUUCCAAUAUCUCUCAGCCAUCGCCAUUCACCGAACUCCGUGCUGAGAGGCCUAAAGCAUUCGUUCCUGUGCCCCAGUGGGAUUCAAUUCUUGUGACGGUUGUUCAACGCAAGGGCCGUUCAUCCUCACUCGCAGUGACCACGGUGUAA